Messenger RNA from Phytophthora infestans T30-4, 1287 nucleotides. RefSeq lists its product as uncharacterized. Gene Ontology annotation, molecular function: protein binding. The coding region runs from base 28 to 1287 and encodes 419 amino acids. The record is from RefSeq and is a predicted model, not a curated record. The transcript has 4 exons. NCBI's taxonomy places the organism in Eukaryota, Oomycota, Peronosporomycetes, Peronosporales, Peronosporaceae.
ACGAAGCACACUCCGAGGCACGACAAUAUGUUCGACGACCUAUUCAAGCUGCUGCGCAGCCCACGCUGGGUCAACUCGCCCAUCGCGCGCCGCUUCGGCUUCGGCGCCGAGCUGUCCUACGAGGAAGACGGACUGGAGGAUGCACCGUCGAACUGGACCAAGAUCUCCACAUCCGGCCACCGCCCGCCGGUGCGAAGCGGUCACUCGUCUCUAGUUGUUGACGACAUGAUGUACGUCUUUGGCGGCUACAACGACGGCAACUGUCACAAUGACAUCUAUGCGUUCGACCUGGUGCGGCACCACUGGCUUCGCAUCGAGACCUCCAACGGCAUAUCGCCAGACGGUCGCGCCUCACACGCCUUUUGUGCUUCUACUGACAAUACGAAGCUUUACCUGUUUGGUGGAUCAGGGCCGCACUGGGGGCAAACCAACAUGGGUAAAUUGUUGCAAUUCAACAUUCGCGAUAAGAACUGGACAAUUGUCGAGGCGGAGGGUACGCAACCGCCACCAGGAUACGGACAGAGUUUGUGUGCGAUCAACAACAAGCUAUAUCUUUUUGGCGGUACCUCCGGGCAUGUGUACGUGAACGAUUUGUACGUCUUUGAUGAAGUUACCAAGAUCUGGAGGAAGGAAGAGACCAUCGGCAAGCGCCCCAGUCCACGAUACAAGCAUCAAGUGGCUAUGGUCGGAAAUCGCAUGUACGUUGUGGGCGGUGGUCUAUACGAUCCUCCAAAAGGACCCAUCGACACGUACUACCUUGACGUAGACACACUUGAAUGGCAUGAAGUGGAAUGCGGUGGUGAUAUACCAAAGUCUCGGAUCGCUCACACGAUCUCACAACUGUCCAGUGACCCUUCACGGCUUAUCAUGUUUGGAGGACGUGAUGACAGCGGAUCGCGGCAAAAUGAGCUGAGCGAGCUGAAUUUGUGGACUGGUGAGUGGCGAAUUUACUACAACGAGGAGGGAUUUCAGCCGGACGCUCGUGAUUUUCAUACGAGCGUGGUUCACAAUCAUCGCAUCUUCGUGUUUGGUGGUUCCAACGGCGUGGAGCGGAACAAUGAUGUAUUUCGCUACACAAUGACUCACCAGCCGUCGACGCUGUUGAUCCUAGCCAUGCAGGUUGUACACCAGAAUUUGGACUACAUUCCAAAGGAGGAUUUAGAAGCGCUGCCAUUUGAGCUGAAAACUGGCGUCCGAAAUAUUAACCCCGACGUGGAAUGUUCCUCCAACCCGACCUGGUAUGUGCUUGAAGAACAGAAGGAAAAUAACGCUGCACCAGUGAUGUAG